GCACCCAAGAAAGCCAAGAAGCGGAUUGAAGGUGCUAAUUCCAACGUCUUCUCCAUGUUUGAGCAGGCCCAGAUCCAGGAAUUCAAAGAGGCCUUCACCAUCAUGGAUCAGAACCGGGAUGGCUUCAUCGACAAGGCGGACCUGAGAGACACCUUUGCUGCGCUCGGGCGCCUGAAUGUGAAAAACGAGGAGAUCGACGAGAUGAUAAAGGAGGCACCUGGCCCCAUCAACUUCACUGUGUUCCUCACCAUGUUUGGGGAGAAACUCAAGG
Molecule: messenger RNA, 271 nt
Organism: Tauraco erythrolophus (red-crested turaco)
Lineage: Eukaryota; Metazoa; Chordata; Aves; Musophagiformes; Musophagidae
Source: RefSeq, a predicted model, not a curated record